AUGUUGCUAUGCACGAGACACAAGUGCGAAAAGCUAUGCUGUCCCUUUUCGAACUCGCAGUCCUCGAAAAAGGGCCGCAAGCGUGUUACACUAGAAGAUAUUAUGUCCGAUAUGAGUCUGUCCGAAGAGGAAAUGGCUGCGCAUAUGUGCACCAAGACCUGCGACAGAUUACUUGGCUGCGGCAAGCACCGCUGCCGCCAGUUGUGCCAUCCGGGGAGCUGUCCACCAUGCCUGAGAUCCUCGAGUGAAGAUUAUAUUUGUUCCUGUGGAAAGACGCAUGUUUUAGCGCCCAUUCGUUGCGGCACAAAAAUCCCAGACUGCACAGCACAGUGCCAUCGUCCACGAGCAUGUGGACACAAGUCCUUGCACCGGUGCCACGACGACUCGAAGCAAUGCCCUCCAUGCACCCAAACUGUUUUCAGACCGUGUGUCUGCGGCAAGAACAAAGUGCCAGUGCCAUGUACCAGCACGACGGCCAGACACUGCGUCCAUGAGUGCGGCAAGGUGUUGGACUGCGGGCACCAGUGUCGCAUAGUUUGCCAUGAAGGCGACUGUCCACCGUGCUCUUCAUUGUGUCUGAAAACAUUUCCCUGCGGCCACCAGCAUACAGAAAAGUGUCACCUGGACUCGCCGUGCGGAGAAUGCACCGAGGCCCUGACGGCGUUUUGCAGGUGCGGGCACCUGGCCUGUAGAUACAAGUGUGGAGAAGAUGUUGAAGUUUUCUGUAACGAAACCUGCUUCAACACCGAGCCGCCGUAUGCAGAUAUAUUGUUGCAUAUGUACGAGGCCCAUCCAGCAUGGUGUCGGAUAAUCGAGGACGAGGUGCGCCAGUUUGUGAUCAGCGAGGAUAGACGGCACUGGUUCAAGCCAAUGAAGAAACCCAAGCGAAGAUUUGUCCAUUAUUUGAUCGAGCACUACGGCUUGCAGGGCACUUCGAUGGACUAUGGGCCCAACCGCGCCGUCAUGGCGACCAAGACCGCGGCCUGCUGGUUGCCCCAGACCAGGCUGGCCCGGGCGAUCCGGCUUGCCAGACUGCACGGUGUGCCUAUAUCAGCCGAUGUGGGGGAUAGCGACGAGUUUGAUAGCAACUAA
Molecule: messenger RNA, 1092 nt
Organism: Wickerhamiella sorbophila
Lineage: Eukaryota; Fungi; Ascomycota; Dipodascomycetes; Dipodascales; Trichomonascaceae
Product: FKBP12-associated protein 1
Exons: 1
Coding region: 1-1092 (363 amino acids)
Biological process (GO): negative regulation of transcription by RNA polymerase II
Cellular component (GO): nucleus
Molecular function (GO): zinc ion binding; RNA polymerase II transcription regulatory region sequence-specific DNA binding; DNA-binding transcription factor activity, RNA polymerase II-specific
Source: RefSeq, a predicted model, not a curated record